AUGCUGGGGGUAAUAAAAAAAUACAGCGAAACAAAGAAUAAAGAUAGAAAACUGCAUGAGUUAAAUAUAUUCAAGCUGGCAGAGCAGAAUAAGCCCCUAGCUGUCCGUUUAAUCUAUCAUCUCUUUGAUAUGGAACCAUUAACAAAUCUUUACGAUACAGGAGAUGUAUUAUAUCGCAUAUUCUCAAACAUGGAACGGUGUCUUUUCUAUGACAAUUUCUGGAAAUGGGUAUACCCUAUUAUAGAAAAUAAAUUAAAAGAUAAAGAAAUAGGAGCAGAGAUUGACCUUCUGAAAAUAUUUGAUAAGAAUCUUUUUUACUUAUUCGGCACUUCUCCAGUUAGUCCAGCUCGGGAUAGGGAUGUAAUAAGAACCUAUCUUGACUUAGUAAAUGAGGACAUUUCAGAAGAAAAAGUAAACCAAUACAAGAAUAUAACUCCCAGACAGGUUAUGAAAGUAUUAAUAAUAGAAUGCGAAUUUAACAUGGAAGGAAUUUUUAUGGACUACAGAAGAAACAGCUUGCUUUCUAACAUUGGAAAAGUAAUAAUGAGCCUAGGAAAUCCAGCUAAGUACAGCACGGAUGUUCACAAAGGUUUAGAAAUAGCAAGGAGUAGACAAGAAGAUCUGCUUGAUUUUUUGCAGAUUUUUUGGAAAGGCCGUGUUGAUACAUUUAUUUCAAAUCCCCCUGAAGAAAAUGUUAAAUACUUCUGUAUUUACAAUGAUAUCACGGAUUAUUUCUUUCAAAAUACACAGGAUAUCUUUAUGUCUGUCAGAUGGAUGUAUAAUCUGAAUAUACCCAUCUCUCCAUUAGAAGAGUCUACUAACGAUGAGAAAAGAUUCAACAUGAUGUGCUUCGAUAUGUCCUACAUCCAUCCCAUGCGUUAUAUAUACAUGCGAUGUGAGUAUGUUAACGAUCUAUGCAAACCAAAUAUUAAAAGCGAUAAAAAGCCUUUCUCAGAAAGAGAUUUAGAGAGCAAUCUUCUCAGACUAUACAAAAUAGGAAAAGAAAAUAGCGACUCAACGCGAGCAGAUCAUAUGAAGAGCUGCAUCAGAGCAUGGUUUAUAAGAAAUACCAGUGUGACUUACGGUGAAGAAAAGCAUCAGGAGUACGAUAAUAUGGCUGAAGAUUUCCGGUAUUAUUUGAAUAAAUCCCGGAUUGAAUGGAGUAAGAAUAACCAAAACAAAUGA
This is a messenger RNA of Nematocida minor, 1185 nucleotides long. RefSeq lists its product as uncharacterized. The record is from RefSeq and is a predicted model, not a curated record. Bases 1 to 1185 code for a protein of 394 amino acids. The transcript has a single exon. Lineage: Eukaryota; Fungi; Microsporidia.